UUAAUCUACUUCUGCUAAGCCAUAAAAGCCCGCACAAGAAUAACUCCGUAGCUAGUGGUCGCAUAAUUUACGCGCGAUUCUCACAAUUAUCAAAGUUACUUUCGAACAGCUGCUACAGAGAUGUCGAGUUCGAAUCCAUCAUUGCAGUCCGUUAACUCUGUGGUGCUCUAUCGCGAGUUCUGGUUGUGUUGGCACGCAGUCGGCAUCUCAACCGCAUACCAGAAGCACCUCUGCGCUCUCUACGACCUGCUCAUAAACGUGCUGGUGACAAUCUUCUAUCCAAUACAUUUGAUUGUCGGUCUCUUCCUCAAUCCAACGCCAGCAGAUCUCUUCCAAAAUCUGUCAAUUACCAUUACCUGCUUCGUCUGCAGCGUGAAGCAUUACUUACUGCGUCGUAAAUUACCGCAAAUACGCGUCGUACAAGCGUUGCUGGCCGACCUGGAUAAGCGCGUGGAGGAUGCGGAGGAGCGCGCAUACUUCGAGCAGCAGCUUGUUGUUGGCGCUAAGAAUGUGGUGAAAUUGUUUUCCAUCGCCUAUGGUGGCGCAAAUAUGGCAGCAAUUUCAGCCACGCUGCUCAGCAAGGAACGCCGUCUCAUGUACCCCGCAUGGCUGCCGUUCCAAUGGCAGGCCAGCACGUUCAGCUACUGCGCUGCGGUCAUUUAUCAGAUUGCCGGUGUUACAAUACAAAUCGUGCAGAAUCUAGCCAACGACAUUUACCCACCGAUGAGUCUCUGCAUUAUUGCCGGGCAUGUGCAUCUGCUGGCGUUGCGCGUGGCCAAGGUGGGCAGGGACGGCAAGAAAUCGUUGAAGCAACAUAAUCAGUCGUUAAUCGAAUGCAUCGAAGAUCACAAGAAACUGGUGCGCAUCUUUGAACUGACGCAGGAGACGCUCUCGCAGGCGCAGCUGGCGCAGUUCAUUUCCAGCGGCCUGAAUAUGUGCAUAGUGCUGUUCUAUUUGAUUUUCUAUGUGGACAACGUGUUCUCCUACAUUUACUACGCCGUUUACUUCGUCAGCAUGGCCAUUGAGUUGCUGCCGAGCUGCUUCUAUGGCAGCAUGUUGAUUUAUGAGUUCCAGCAGCUGCCGUCGGCCAUCUUCAAGUGCGGCUGGCUCGGACAGUCGCGCGAAUUCUAUCAGAACCAACGCAUUUUCGUGCAGCUUACAUUGAAAGAGAUUGUUCCUUUGGCAGGUGGCGUUAUCGGCAUACAGCUGAAUUCUUUUCUGGGCACCUGCAAAAUGGCCUAUUCGUUGUAUACGGUGUGCAAUCGCAUGAAAUAGUCAAUGUUCGGCUACUGACGAAUUAUAGAUUAUGUAUAAUUUUAAAGUCUUUAUGUAAGUUUUUGUUAAAACUUGUUCGACCUUACCCUACAAAAGCAUCCAAAGCACCUGCUGUUCUCACAUUCCACAGACGCCGUCAUCAGCUGCAUUAGACCUUCCUCAAUAAGCGGCAGCUGAAACAAAUAUUGCAUCACACAAAGUUCCUAGCGGAAUUUAUUGAAAUUCGAAUAUGAAUUUCUACAAUAGUCAAGCAAUCAAAAUUGCAAUCAAAGCGGCGCCAAAAUGCAAAUUCAAUUGAAUUUCAAAUGCGCGUAGCUAAAAUAGUUCUCAAUAGACUUACCUGCGGUGAAAACUGAAAACGCAAAACUUUAUUGUACUAACGCAACAAAAAUAGAAAAAAAAAAUAUGUUAAAACCAUUGAAAUGCAAUUUUUAAAAUGUCUGGGAAAGUGAGAACAAAGAUAUUUCACGUACAUACAUAUAUUAUUAUUCUCUGUAUAAACAAGUUCUUAUGAAAGUGGCAAAAAAAGAAAAACAAAAACAAACAACAUUUGGAAUGCGAUUAACUAAAUUCCUUCAUUGAAAACAUUCGAUUAAGCUAAUACAAACAGUGAAAAUAUAUGUGUACUUAUGUGUGCAUAAGAAUAUUUAUUUCAAAACGUACAGAAACAAUAUGUGCAAUGCAAAGAAAAACAUUUUAAA
Messenger RNA from Zeugodacus cucurbitae (melon fly), 1976 nucleotides. RefSeq names its product odorant receptor 33b-like. Gene Ontology annotation, biological process: sensory perception of smell; detection of chemical stimulus involved in sensory perception of smell. Gene Ontology annotation, molecular function: olfactory receptor activity; odorant binding. NCBI's taxonomy places the organism in Eukaryota, Metazoa, Arthropoda, Insecta, Diptera, Tephritidae. Gene Ontology annotation, cellular component: plasma membrane. The record is from RefSeq and is a predicted model, not a curated record. The transcript has 2 exons. Bases 121 to 1275 code for a protein of 384 amino acids.